This is a messenger RNA of Rhincodon typus (whale shark), 2366 nucleotides long. Its product is annotated as alpha-1,4-N-acetylglucosaminyltransferase-like. Lineage: Eukaryota; Metazoa; Chordata; Chondrichthyes; Orectolobiformes; Rhincodontidae. The transcript is spliced from 3 exons. The record is from RefSeq and is a predicted model, not a curated record. Gene Ontology annotation, molecular function: acetylglucosaminyltransferase activity. Gene Ontology annotation, biological process: protein O-linked glycosylation. Bases 143 to 1219 code for a protein of 358 amino acids.
UGACAUUUGCUCCUGCUCAAGCCUCAGUAUUUCCUGAUUGGGAAAGCAAACGGCACUUAAUGCAACCAUCAUUACACACAGCUCAUGAUCCCUGGAUUCGGGACAAAUUCCAACAAAGAUCAUCGAACAAACAACAUCGGUUAUGAAGAAGUGUCAAAUCUUUUCGUUAUUUUCCCUAACACUAGUACUUACCAUCAUUGUAUAUCUUGUUUUGAAUCCCUCUUUGAAUAAGAUAUUAUUAAGAUUAAAUGAGUUUACAAUCAUAUUGGCAAACUACUCGGCCAAACUAACCUCCAGUGACCAAAUGUCUGAUCAGGUCACCUCUGAAAACACAGCGACUGUGAGGCGCCCACACCCAACCACAGAGCCCGGAAUUAUGUUUUUACAGAGCUCCAGUGAACUAAACCCUUCCCCAUUGGUCAUGUGCAGCAUCGAAUCAGCAGCUAGACUAAACCCAAACAAACCAGUUUAUUUUUUCAUGAAAGCGUUCAAUGGGAGCGUAUCCACGUAUCGAGAACCUGAGUACAGAGGCAUCCCUCUGCUUUCUUCAUUCAAGAAUGUGGUCAUCUUGCCCUUGAAUCCUAAAGAAUUAUUCAGCGACACACCCUUGGCUGGAUGGUAUGAGAAGGUAGAUCCCAGCAAGGAAAGACAUUGGCUCCAUGUGCUCGCAGAUGGCUGUCGGCUUGCCUUGCUGUGGAAGUACGGGGGCAUCUAUCUGGACACGGAUAUCAUUUCACUCAAACCCUUGGACUUCCGAAACUUUAUCUGUGCAGAAUCAGAACAUUCUGCUAAUAAUGCAGCUUUGGGAUUUAACCGUUCGCAUUCCUUCAUCGAGAGUUGCUUAAGAGAUUUUGUUGAGAAGUACAUUGGAGGAGUUUGGGGCCAACAGGGUCCGAGACUGAUUACCCGAAUGCUGAAGAAAUGGUCUGGAACUGAUAACCUUCAAAACCUCUUCAACAAAGAUUGCAAUGGGAUUGUGUACUUGUCCAACAACUGGUUCUACCCAAUUCCAUACAGCAACUGGGGGAGAUACUUUCAAAAAAAUACUUGGAACAAGACCAGUAAUGAGAUUGAAAAAGAAUUCUCAAAGACGAGUGGAGUUCAUGUCUGGCAUUAUAUGUUUGGCAAUAAGAAAGUUCAAAUCAAAGAAAGUCAAUCUUUAAUAGAAUACUUCUUUAGUAAUUAUUGUCCAAGCACAUAUGAAACUAUCCCAAAAUAAUUUUUAUUUGAGUGUCGAUUUGAAUAUUUGUAUUAAUUGUUAAUUACUACAAAAAUCAUUGCUAACCAAAUCAAUUAUGGUGGUUGAUAUUAUGGUGAUCCACUUGGCCUCAUCUCAUUGUAUUGUCAUCUGUAUCCUUCUACUCUCUGUGAGGCUGCUGGGUAAUGGUAAGGAAGGGGAGAUGUGGAAUCCAGCCUCUAGUUUUAGCCUCUGUCCUCCUUCCCUCUCGCCUUCCCUUCCAAUGGUAUCACUUAUUGUGUGUCAUUGACCCCUUCUUUGAGGUUUAUGUCUCCAAUAUAAUCGAAGCCUCAUCAUUCAAAAUUGUCUAAUUCUGUUUCACUGUUGAUCUAGUGGAUUUUUACUUUGCCCCAGUACCAUUAUUACUGACAUUGCAUAAUUUAAAUGAUUGACUUUCUUCAGCACAGAAACAUACAGUAUCAUUGGGACUAGACCUUACACUAUAUAAGGAAUGACAGUGAGGUUUUAACACUGACAGAUAUUCCUCAUUCACAUCGUAGAACCAUUCAGUCCCUUGGAAGCAGGCUAUUCAGCCCAUUGAGUCUACACUGACCCUUCAAAUACUCCACCCAGACCCACUCCAUCCUUGCAUUUCCAUGGCUAAUCCACCUAGCCUGCACAUCCCUGGACACUGUGGGCAAUCUAGCACGACCGAUCCCUCUAACUUGCACAUCUUUGGACUGGGGGAGGGAACUGUAGGACCUGGAGGAAGCCCACACAGACAAAGGGAGAAUGUGCAGACUUCAUACAUAGUGGAUAAAGGCUGCAGACUGCCUUCAUUGUUGUUCCUGUCAGUAACUUGUCAUUAGUAUUUGCAGUCUCUAGAUUAUGUAAUUUGUGAGAAUAAUCUGCUCAAAGUCUAUGACAACUUGACCAUUGACCGUUGUGAAUGGUGUAUCUCUGCUGUGGCAGUGUUUACUGUUGGAAGGGUGCCUUAUCUGGGUGAAGUUUGUACAGCAUACAAUAUAUUUUCUAGGAUAUUUAGUUCUGAUGUUGACAUUAUUUAUUUAUUGAAACCCUGCUUCGCACCUGUACUGAGAUUGUAUUCGAUAUAUACUCAAUGCAAAUUUUGAUUUGUGCAAUGUAUAAAUUACUUUUUUAUAAAUUACACAUUUCUGUUUAAAACCUU